CAUCGCGGUGGACGGAACGUUACGAGACAAGGAAACACCACGGGGGCGACGGAACGGAGUUUAAAUAUCUCCAAUGAGGAAUCUUGUGCCUCAGUUGUAACUUCGCCAGCGUGGUACACAGAGCGGCUGGCUUGACAAGAACGGGACAAGGAACGGGACAGCUUUUUUGAAACUAAGUUAUUUCCAGCAUUUUCAAGUAAGGAGGACUACAAAGUUUGUUUUCAAUUUUGUGCGAAAACUUUAAGAAACUGUCUUAUGAUUUUGAAAAUUUGCAGCGGAUUCAACUUAUAACAGGAUUAAUAAUAGAAAAACGGCAAAAACGAUAUGACAAUGCGUCCGGCAGUAUUCUGCCUGCUUGUGAUGGUGAUAUGUUUGGCAAGAGGCAGCACCGUUCAACAAGAGAGAAAUGAUGACUCGGGAGAGGAGGCAACAAUGGAGAAUUCCGAGAAGUCCAAAAAAGAUACGUCAGAAUACCUCAGUGACGACAGCACCAGUGACGUCAUUGAUUCUGGUGCAAAACGUGGUUUCGACCGCAACAUGUACCUUUACGGAAUAGGGAAAAGAAUGGAGGAACGAAUGCCUGAUGCUGGCUUGAAAAGAGCAAUGGAUUUAUUCAAAUAUAGAACUUUGGGUUUAGGAAAACGCGGAUCGGAUUACAGUGAUGACGAAAUGAAACGAGGAAUUGAUCAUUUGCGGUAUCAAACACUUGGAUUAGGGAAAAGGGGGAUUGACCACGUGAGGUAUCAAACUCUCGGAUUAGGCAAAAGGGGCAUUGAUCACGUGAGGUAUCAAACUCUUGGAUUAGGGAAGAGGGGAAUUGACCACUUGCGAUAUCAGACUCUAGGACUUGGGAAAAGGGACGGUGAUGAUGAAGAUGAGAAGAGGGGUAUCGACCACCUGCGGUAUCAAACCUUGGGUCUGGGAAAACGUGAUGAUGACAAAAGAGGAAUAGAUCACGUCCGAUACCAGACCCUCGGUUUAGGUAAGAGAGAUGAUGACAAGAGGGGGAUCGAUCACUUGCGAUAUCAAACAUUAGGCUUGGGGAAACGUGGCAUCGACCAUCUGAGGUACCAGACCUUGGGUUUGGGGAAGCGUGACGAUAUGGAAGCUGAGAAAAAGGGGAUAGAUCACUUGAGGUACCAAACCUUGGGCUUGGGAAAGCGUGAGGGUAUAGAUAAGAAGGGCAUAGACCAUGUCAGAUAUCAGACAUUGGGGCUGGGGAAACGUGAAGGUGAAAAACGGGGAAUAGACCACAUGAAGUACCAGACCCUCGGUUUGGGGAAGCGGGAGGAUGGGGAGAAAAGGGGGAUUGACCACAUGAAAUACCAGACUCUUGGUCUCGGAAAACGCGAUGGAGAUGACGCAGAAAAACGUGGCAUCGAUCACAUGAAAUACCAGACCUUGGGACUCGGAAAACGAAACGGCGAAUCAGAAUCAUCCGAACACACCCGAAUCGAACGAGCGGUGGAUUUCAUCAAAUACAGAAACUUAGGACUCGGAAAACGUGACAGGGCAUAUCAACCCUAUAAAAGAGGCAUGGACUACGUUUUAUACAGGAAUCUUGGGCUAGGGAAGCGAGCGAUGUCUGACCUUGACCUCGGCGAAAACGACAUCCGACCGGAACUGGAAAAUGCUGACCUCGACGAUGAAUCGUACCCGAUGCUUGACAUGGACGAACUUGUUCCCUAUAUCCGAAACUGACACUAAAACUUGCCGCUCACUGUCCAAUGGCUACUAAAAUGGACUGUCAUGUUGUGUCAACUUCGGGCAAUCGUUGGUCAAAUAUGACGGCACUGCCCAGCAACGCAAAGCGGUAUCAGAAAGGCGAAAGAAGGUUACACAUACACGUAAUGAUGUAAUGGUUAGAAGUUACUUGAAUUAUUAUUAGUCAAUUGCUCGAUUUCACACAUUUUAGUUAUGAUAUAGUUCGCUUUCCUGCGCCUGUGAGGAGUAAUUUUUGUCAUAGAUCGUCAUAAUGCAUUGGGCAAAAUCUCAAUUUAGUAAAUAACUGGCCAUGCACCUGGCAUAUGGUUAUUAGUGAGGACAGUGCCUCGGAAAGCAACCUAGCCGUUUCACAGUCUGAGCCCACCUCAAAGAACGCAUCAUGGUUGAAUUCUUGUUCUAAUACUGGAUAACGAUUAUUUUCAGGUCAUCUCUAAAUCAAUUUUCGUCAUUUUAAUUAUCUCCCCUGCCCCCACCCUUCCUGGAAGGUAACCUUAACCUAUCCGCCGAGAACCCCCGCCCCUUUUUUCCAUAACAUUUCAAAAUGCAUCACCACCCCUGCCUCUUUUGUGCAAUGAAUCACCUACCAUCCUACCCAACCAAUAUCCACCUAUUGUUUGUUCCGUCGACUUUACAACAUCAAAAAAAUACAUCCAAGUUAACAGGGUCAACAAUUCAAUUUCACAUACAGUUUUCAUUAUGAACAAACAAACAAAGUGAUGCAUUUUGAUAUAUACUUACCACAAUCAGAUCAAUCACAAAAAAAUUACAAUGAAACCAACAAGAGUGACAACAACUGUCCUGAUCCACAAUAAAACUUCCAACGAAACAAGUGCAUGUAAUGUACACAGCAUCCAAGUAUACAACUUGCACAGCUUGUACAGCGCUCAGUUAAAAACAAGUGCAUAUGUACACAGCAUAUACAGAUUGUACAGCCAGUACAUCAAUCCACACGUACCAUGAACAGGAAUGUACAGAAAUAUGAUAAAACAUCAUCAGCACAUGACAGACGCAGGAUUACGAAUUCCAUGUUGUUUAUUUUGGUCUCAAAUUUUCUGUCGAGUAGUUUGUUUGACUCUUGUCUGUUACGUUAGUUCAUGAUUUUUCAUUAUUUUAUAGUCGUUAUCAUAGCAUCUGUGUAGCGCAUGAAAGUCUAGCUGUACAUACCGUGUUUGUAAUGGGUGAAGAAAGCCGUCCUGCUAAGAUUCGAGGGAAAAUCACAUAAAUGAAAGAGUGGAUUGACUCAGUAUUUCAGUGGCAAAAGUGUUACAAAGCUGUUCAGACCAAGAACCAAUGACUUUUUUUAAACGUCCUUGCCAGAAAAAACUGUUAUCAGACAUUAACGGGGAAAACAAGAGCAUGCGGGCAACGUACCAGUUUAUAUGUUUCCCUAACGGGAUGCCAACAUAUUUGCAAUCCAAAGUCAGGAAAGCUUUGUAAAAUGCUGUUCCGAUUGCAUUCAAAUAGCAAAGCUCAGUGAAACUCUAUCAUGUCUAUCAACAGCGGUCGUAUGCAUUUCAAAGUAGUCUGAAACGUUUUAAGUGAAUUUCGAAACUAAGCAUGACGAUAUUUUUGCACCCAGCACGAUCGGAAUCAGAAUGGCCGAGAAGGUAUAAAAUGUAGCGGCCAUUUUGAAUCCAUUAGGUCAGGUGAUCAGUUUCUGCGGGAUGACUGUCGAAUGAAGCAUAUAUCACCAGACCUAAGCAUAUUACAUGGAAAGGCGAUCCCUUAGCACACACUAGCAGUUGAAGUAACCGCAAACAACCUUUUUUCUUACGUUUUGAAGACAACGUGCGGAAUCCCGAAUGAAACUAUCAAAUUCAUUUGGGAUUUCGGAAAAUUUUUGCAUCACCUGAACUUGACAUUUUAAGUCAAGUAGGCAGACGUCAGCCCUAAAUAAACUAAUCUCAUGAUUCCUUUAUUUAACUUCUGACUAUGGCUCAGUCAUCUGACUAUGAACUGGUAAAUCUAGAUGGGCGAUUCGAGUCAAGGUGAAAUAUCUCACAAGCAAAAAAUACACGUCAAUUUGAAUAGAAAUGUGUCACAAUCAUUCCUUCCAAACGUUUACGCCAUUAUCAUCACUUUAAAGGAACCGCUUGGGCGAGAGAUACUGCGGUUUUUGAAACAAUAUUCUCCAUUUUCGUCUCGUAUUACGCACUAUGCGAGAGUUCUUUCCCCUCCGAACACGACCUUUGGCCCAGUUGUAGCUGUAACGAAUCCCUUCUGCGUGCAUACAUGUUGGCUUCAGGAAAACAUAAUCAUUUGUCACUCGGCGAAAAAAUCUUAUCCAGGAAAAAGCAAGUGUGACCAUUGAAAUCAUUUGGACAACACUAAAGCACUGCAUCGUUCGAUCAAAAAAUAAAAUGAAAAUUUCCAAUUUCGUAAACAGUAGCCUACUGAGUACAAAUUUCAGCAUUGCCGUUGCGUACACAUAUACUACAAAUAUCAAGUUUCAGCAAAUUUGCAUGCAUAAUAACUGGACUAUGACACUGUGUGUAACCGCAUUUCUAUUUUCCUGAACCACCCGUAGAUAUGAACGGCGUACUUUUUUAAGCACUUCGGACACACUUAAGCAUUUUGGACGAUGUAGAGCAUGUUUGGACAAUGGAAGUACAUGUAUCACUAAAUGUGUUCCUCAUAUGUUUCCUUCAGAAAGAACAGAUGUAAUUGCCUAUUAUGUCAUUAAAUGCCGCAAUCUAAUGAAAAGAAGUAUAUUUUUAUUAGUGAAAUACAAUUGCCCUGUAAAUAUAUUUUAUGAUUCGUUAUAUGAUUGUGAUUUCUUCUCAAUGUAUAUAGUUGAUAUUUGAAUAUGGUCGAAUAAAAGUGACAUUAUAGAUACAAGUAGCAGAGAUGGGAAUUCGUCAGAAAAGCAUGGAGAAACCUCGAGAUUUUUUGGUGAAAUUCAGAGUCAUUCGACUUAUCAUAACAGUUUAAAUGAACAAGGUCACGUAUAGUAUUGCAAAGACACGUCUAUUGGGCAGAUUGCAUCAAAUAUCAUCUUUGUUACUUGAAACUCUGAGCAAUUGCGAAAGCCUACUUUGGAAAUAAGAAAAGCUUUCGCGAUUCCAACUUCGUUACCAUCUGCAGAACUUCGGAUGUCAGAACUGAAAGCUUGUUUUAUUCUCAAAGUAAGUUACACGAUGAACUUUGAAGGUCAGGUAUGGUGCGUCUUCGCAAUGGGCAUAUGUGUUAUCUUCCGAUGUGUGCGCUAUAUCAUCAUUAUUUUAACCAAACAAUGAAUAAAUUCUUUAUGACCACACAAAGUACAUUUGCAACAAAGAGUACAUUUUUGUUAAAAAGUGAUCAAUGCUAUCCAGUCCGCCAUCAAAAGGUCAUCCCGGCCACUGAGCGGUUUCCGAAGGAUGUAAGCGGCCAUCACCUCUCAGAAUGGGUCAUGGACAAGCUCUGAUAGCGGAAGGAAAAGGUAUAUAACCAGUGUAAUAUUGAUAUAAAACCGAUCAAAAAUGAUGAAAGACCUAGGUGUAAACCAACCAGAAUGUACAUGUAUUUCUAUCAUAAAUGGUGACAUAUAUCAAAUGA
Molecule: messenger RNA, 5262 nt
Organism: Lineus longissimus
Lineage: Eukaryota; Metazoa; Nemertea; Pilidiophora; Heteronemertea; Lineidae
Product: buccalin-like
Exons: 4
Coding region: 325-1701 (458 amino acids)
Source: RefSeq, a predicted model, not a curated record